ACGGUCCCGCAGAAACGCGAAAGGCGUGAAUGUUCACGCUUCCUAGCAACUACGCGGCCCGUAGGAAGUCACAAUUUAUCGCUCAAGCUCAAGGUCGAUGCUUAUCGUUCGCCAUAAACGCUUCGGACGUCGACCAAGCUAGUUCACUCGUAUUUCAUCGCGAUUCGCCGCCGUGGUCGGCCGGUAACGGACAAUUUGUCGGGGUGUAUCGUUCGGGCGACGAAAAGACGAAUCCAGGAACGAUCCGGGAUAAAAAUGAGAUCAUGGUUCGUCCUGUUAUCGUUGGUAGUCCUCUUCAUAGGCGGCCGGACAGAGGCGAAGAUCCUGGAAGAGUGCGAGGCGGUGAGGCAGCUCCAGCGAGCGAGGAUUUCCAGGAGUCUGAUCAGCAACUGGAUCUGUCUGAUGGAGAAUGAGAGCGGUCUGAACACUAGACUGGUCACCGGACCGAAAACAGCGUCCAGCUACAGCUACGGCGUGUUCCAAAUCAACAGCGCGAAAUGGUGUACCAGAGGACGCGCCGGCGGCAUCUGCAACAAACGCUGCGAGGACUUCGCGGAUGACGAUAUCCAGGACGACAUCGCGUGCGCCAAAUUGAUCUACGAUCGCGAGGGGUUCAAGGCUUGGGACGGCUGGCUGAAGAAGUGCAAGAACAAGCCGUUGCCGAAUAUCAGCGGCUGCUUCCAAUAAAUAUCGACGUAAUCCGGUUGGCUCAAGGACGCUGUUGAAUAUUUCGAUAAUGGCAUGCAAUUAUGUACUCGGUUUAUGAAUCGGGUUCUGGGAACGCGUUUCACUUUCGUGUCCCGUCCGUGCUCUCUUUAUGCAACCGUAUCGGAAUUUGUAACAUACUUUAAGGCAAUUACUGUAAAACCGGGGGAACAGGAGAAUCCGAGUGCCCGAGGGUUAAAGGGAAACGCGGCGUGUUGAUGCGCCGGUAAUACCCAUGAUAUUCAUAUACGAGAAGA
Nomia melanderi (Alkali bee) is the source of this 962-nucleotide messenger RNA. Its product is annotated as lysozyme. Gene Ontology annotation, molecular function: lysozyme activity. NCBI's taxonomy places the organism in Eukaryota, Metazoa, Arthropoda, Insecta, Hymenoptera, Halictidae. The record is from RefSeq and is a predicted model, not a curated record.